UUUCCUGCUUGGUUGCCAUAGAAACGUCACAGUCGUUGUUUUUUUUCUGGCUAUCUUGAUUUGAUUCUCAAUUUUUCCUUCCAGGUCUAAUCUAUUACGUAUACGUAGAAACGAAAUGGCUGACAAUAGCAAACUGAGUGCAAGUUCUGAAUAUCAGUCUGAUGUUUCUACCGAGUUGAAUGUAAGUGCCAGUCUCAGUAAUAAUGAAAGUUCAGGCAGCAACGUUCGCGAUUCAGUUACCAGUAUUACCACAGCUAAUGCCCAGUCCAGCACCCCCGAUUUAAAAAACGUUCAAGACCUUACUCGCUACGUUGAACUUCUUUUACAGCAAAUGCAAGAAAGAUUUCAGAAUAUCUCGGAUCAAGUGCUUUCGAGAAUUGAUGAUAUGGGAAACCGUAUUGAUGAUUUAGAGAGGAACAUUGCAGAUCUUGUCACCCAAUCUGGAGUUGAAGGACCACCAAAAUAGAAGGCCACAUUAAUUCAAAAACAUUAUGGAUUCUUUGCACAUUAAUCAUUAGUCGCACCAUGUAAGCAAUUCCAUAUUUCAGAAUCUGCUUAUCCCAUAAACUUUUAUUCUUCCAUUCUCAAGACACAGCAUGUUAAUUACCAUUCUGCAGACAUUGUGUAAUGAAGUGUUCUAAGGAAAGGUAUGAAUGGUACUCAAUCAUCUUCUUAAUACCAGCCUGAGGAUAUGUCUGAAAUUCCAAUAAAGAUGAGAUUAUAAACACCAGACAA
Messenger RNA from Daphnia carinata, 735 nucleotides. RefSeq names its product heat shock factor-binding protein 1-like. Gene Ontology annotation, biological process: cellular heat acclimation. Bases 116 to 466 code for a protein of 116 amino acids. The record is from RefSeq and is a predicted model, not a curated record. Gene Ontology annotation, molecular function: transcription corepressor activity. The transcript is spliced from 3 exons. Gene Ontology annotation, cellular component: cytosol; nucleus. Lineage: Eukaryota; Metazoa; Arthropoda; Branchiopoda; Diplostraca; Daphniidae.